CGGGGCUUCGGGGGGGGAGCCGAGCCCGGCCCGGGAAUCCUAGCAGCUAGAGUGCGGGGUACCUAGGCCCCUCACACUGGACUCCACAGUCUCCGGGCCGCCUGAUUUCCGCACGGGUAUAUGGGAUGGAAGCGGGACCCUCGGGAGCAGCUGCAGGCGCAUACCUGCCCCCUCUGCAGCAGGUGUUCCAGGCACCUCGAAGGCCUGGCAUUGGCACAGUGGGGAAACCAAUCAAGCUCCUGGCCAAUUACUUUGAGGUGGACAUCCCUAAGAUUGACGUCUACCACUACGAGGUGGAUAUCAAACCAGAUAAGUGUCCUCGCAGAGUCAACCGGGAAGUGGUGGAAUACAUGGUCCAGCAUUUCAAGCCUCAGAUCUUUGGUGAUCGCAAGCCCGUGUAUGAUGGAAAGAAGAACAUUUACACUGUCACAGCACUGCCCAUUGGCAAUGAACGGGUUGACUUUGAGGUGACAAUCCCCGGGGAAGGGAAGGAUCGAAUAUUCAAGGUCUCCAUCAAGUGGCUAGCCAUUGUGAGCUGGCGCAUGCUGCAUGAGGCCCUGGUCAGUGGCCAGAUCCCUGUUCCCCUGGAGUCUGUGCAAGCCCUUGAUGUGGCCAUGAGACAUCUGGCAUCCAUGAGGUACACCCCUGUGGGCCGCUCCUUCUUCUCACCGCCUGAGGGCUACUACCACCCGCUGGGGGGUGGGCGCGAGGUCUGGUUCGGCUUUCACCAGUCUGUGCGCCCUGCCAUGUGGAAGAUGAUGCUCAACAUUGAUGUCUCAGCCACUGCCUUCUACAAGGCACAGCCGGUGAUUGAGUUCAUGUGUGAGGUGCUGGACAUCAGGAACAUAGAUGAGCAGCCCAAGCCGCUCACGGACUCUCAGCGUGUGCGCUUUACCAAGGAGAUCAAGGGCCUGAAGGUAGAAGUGACCCACUGUGGACAGAUGAAGAGGAAAUACCGUGUGUGUAAUGUUACACGCCGCCCUGCCAGCCAUCAGACGUUUCCCUUGCAGCUGGAGAGUGGACAAACUGUGGAGUGCACAGUGGCACAGUAUUUCAAGCAGAAAUAUAACCUUCAGCUCAAGUAUCCCCACCUGCCCUGCUUGCAAGUUGGCCAGGAACAAAAGCAUACCUACCUGCCCCUGGAGGUCUGUAACAUUGUGGCUGGGCAGCGCUGCAUUAAGAAGCUGACCGACAAUCAGACUUCGACCAUGAUAAAGGCUACAGCUAGGUCGGCCCCAGACAGACAGGAGGAGAUCAGCCGCCUGAUGAAGAAUGCCAGCUACAACCUAGAUCCCUACAUCCAGGAAUUUGGGAUCAAAGUGAAGGAUGACAUGACGGAGGUGACAGGACGAGUGCUGCCGGCGCCCAUCUUGCAGUAUGGCGGCCGGGUGAGCAGGAACCGGGCCAUUGCCACACCCAAUCAGGGUGUCUGGGACAUGCGAGGGAAGCAGUUCUACAAUGGGAUUGAGAUCAAAGUCUGGGCCAUCGCCUGCUUCGCACCCCAAAAGCAGUGUCGAGAAGAGGUGCUCAAAAACUUCACAGACCAGCUGCGGAAAAUUUCCAAGGAUGCAGGGAUGCCCAUCCAGGGCCAGCCUUGCUUCUGCAAAUAUGCGCAGGGGGCAGACAGCGUGGAGCCCAUGUUCCGGCAUCUCAAGAACACGUACUCUGGACUACAGCUCAUUAUUGUCAUCCUGCCAGGGAAGACGCCAGUGUAUGCUGAGGUGAAACGUGUUGGAGACACACUUUUGGGAAUGGCUACACAGUGUGUGCAAGUGAAGAACGUGGUGAAGACCUCACCUCAAACUCUGUCCAACCUCUGCCUGAAGAUCAAUGUCAAACUUGGUGGCAUAAACAACAUCCUAGUCCCACACCAGCGCUCUGCAGUCUUUCAACAGCCAGUGAUAUUCCUGGGAGCAGAUGUUACACACCCCCCAGCAGGGGAUGGGAAAAAACCGUCUAUCACAGCAGUGGUAGGCAGUAUGGAUGCCCACCCUAGCCGUUAUUGUGCCACUGUUCGGGUGCAGCGACCUCGGCAGGAGAUCAUUGAAGACUUAUCGUACAUGGUGCGUGAGCUGCUGAUCCAGUUCUACAAGUCCACCCGCUUCAAGCCUACUCGUAUCAUCUUCUACCGAGAUGGGGUUCCUGAAGGCCAGCUCCCUCAGAUCCUCCACUAUGAGCUGCUGGCCAUUCGUGAUGCCUGCAUCAAACUGGAAAAGGACUACCAGCCUGGGAUCACUUAUAUUGUGGUGCAGAAACGCCAUCACACCCGCCUUUUUUGUGCUGACAAGAAUGAGCGAAUUGGGAAGAGUGGUAACAUCCCAGCUGGGACCACUGUGGAUACCAACAUCACGCACCCAUUUGAGUUUGACUUCUAUCUGUGCAGCCACGCAGGCAUCCAGGGCACCAGUCGACCAUCCCAUUACUAUGUCCUUUGGGAUGACAACCGUUUCACAGCAGAUGAGCUCCAGAUCUUGACAUACCAGCUAUGCCACACUUAUGUACGAUGCACACGCUCUGUCUCUAUCCCAGCACCUGCCUACUAUGCCCGCCUGGUGGCUUUCCGGGCACGAUAUCACCUAGUGGACAAGGAGCAUGACAGUGGAGAGGGGAGCCACAUAUCAGGGCAGAGCAAUGGGCGGGACCCCCAGGCCCUGGCCAAAGCCGUGCAGGUUCACCAGGAUACUCUGCGCACCAUGUACUUCGCUUGAAGGCAGAACGCUGUUACCUCACUGGAUAGAAGAAAGUUUUCCAAGCCCCAAGAGCUAUGCCACCCAAAUCCAGAGGAAUCAGGGAGGAGGGAGGUGGGGUAGGGAGGAGUGCAGAAGGCCUUGUUUCCUUCUACAGAUGGGACAAAAGGGUGGGGAACAGGGCCAGUAAGCCAGACCACCAGCCAGAAAUUUCUGAUAUUCACCUCAUACCCUUCACCCCAUCUUGUCACAUCUGACCCUGACCCCACUGGACCAAGACGGGCAGCACCAGUGCCCACCAUACACACAGGUGUCUCACGUGACUCAGUGCUAAAGACUCAUGCUGACAGCUUGGUAAGGUCGGCUCGGCUCUACAUUCCUGUGGACAAAAGCUGGUAGGUUUGGGUUUGAUACUUUAGAUGGGAAAGUGAGGGGCUUGAAAAAGUGGGUGGGAGGAGGGAAGGAUUUUUUAGGAGCCUUAAUCAGAAAAGGUCUAGAUUUGUUUAAGAAGAAAAACGAAACCAGACCCAGAUCAAUAUUUUAGGAUACAAGAUGUUUUAAUGGGUUAAGAAUCCAGUUUGUAGGAAGAUUUUUUAAUGCUAAUGAUUUUGGUUGCUCCUCCCCCUGCUGCCACCCCCCUUUCCCUAUUCCUUUCUUUCCAAUUUUCCUACCCUACCUUACACCUCCCUGACAGACAUCCAGCCCCGAAUAAGACUUAAGGCACUAUGGCACUUAGCUCUGAAGUGACACAACCCUGUCUUCCUUCCGCCUGCUGGUGGGUAACCAGUGCCUUCCCUGUAACGGUAAUGCUGCAGAACUGCAACCUUUUGUACCUUUCUUUGGGGGGAUGGGGUAGGGGUGGGACAGGAGGUAAAUGGGGAAGAAAUACUCCUAACCCAACAAGCCUCCAGCCAGAGCGCCAACUAUUUGCAUUUAAAGCAAUUGACUUCCAUAUUCAUUGAGCUUUUAAAAAUAUUAUAACCUCAAGAUGGUUAAAAUCCAUUGACAUUUGCACUUUCAGACCUGACAAGUCUAUGGAGCUGCUGAGAUGACUGGCUAUGCCUCCUUUCUUCCCUGUCCUACCCUGACCCUCCCACCUGCCUGGGUCUGGAGUUACUUACAUAGUUUUUCUCACUCUUGGCUUCUUUUUCCCAAAUGGUCAAGUCUCUUAUGUUUCAAUAUUUUUAAAUUGGGGUGUCUUAUAACAAACGAUCCUUAGGUCUAAAAUAAGAAAAAAGAGCAAAAACUAAAUGCUAUUUUUAUACCAUAACUUGAGUUUAUUGCCAAAAUCUUGAUAUCCUUCCAAUGCCCAAUGAGUUUACAUCCCAGAAACAUUGAGCCAUUAAAAAGAACAAUGUACCUGACUUGUUCUUUGGCCUGGCUAAGUAAGGGUGGUUGUCUCCCCAAUGUGGGGCUCAGGCUUCAUCUUUCCUCUGUGCAGAAAAUACCUUUUUCUUGCUACAGGCUCCCUCCUCUGCACUGCCCUCUGCCCUGCACUCUUUUCUGCAAGUGCAUCUUCCUCUCCCUCUGGAUUGUCCUCUGACACUUUGGCUUAUCCCAGAUUCCAGUGUGUCCUGUGAAUAGUCUGGGGGAUUUUGCUGCUCCCUUUUGCUUCUGUUUACACAAAUGAAAUUUUCCUGGUUUCCCACUAGGGCAUGUGAGUGGGUGGCAUGGGCUUUUUUUUUUUUUUUUUUUUUU
Myotis brandtii (Brandt's bat) is the source of this 4385-nucleotide messenger RNA. It is a transcript of the gene AGO1, whose product is annotated as argonaute RISC catalytic component 1. NCBI's taxonomy places the organism in Eukaryota, Metazoa, Chordata, Mammalia, Chiroptera, Vespertilionidae. The record is from RefSeq and is a predicted model, not a curated record. Bases 126 to 2708 code for a protein of 860 amino acids. The transcript has 19 exons. Gene Ontology annotation, molecular function: protein binding; RNA binding.